ACCAAUUUUGGUAACAGAAAAAGGAAAAGGGAUCGCUAUUUGAGUGACCACAGGUUGUUUGGCUCAGUGACUCCAUGUGGGGACCAAGGAGAGAGGCGCCGGGAUGAGGGACCGAGUCGUCAUUAAAGUGUCCUCGGGGCAGGACAAUUUCAGGCUCAGGAUGAGCGCCGUUUUUCAUAAUUGAACUCAGCCCUCCUCACCCCGUCCUGAGUCAAAUCGAAGAAACACCUUGAGACGGACCUUCUGUUCGCUGUGCCUGUCACCCUCUCGCCGGGUCUCGGUCCCCGAAUGUGCCGCGGCCGGCUGCACGGCCCCUCCCACCCCAGCCCCGCGCGGGGCCCCUGGAUCGCGGGACAGUGGCGGCCCGGGGAGGUCGGUUGGGGAAGGUCCUUCUCGAAAUCGCCCGCGAUGUCCCCGCCAGACGACAGACCCCUCCGGGAGACAGACAGACCUCGGGCUCGGAGCCGCCGGUUCCCGGGCAGGAGGACGAGGGGCGGAAGGCCUGCGCCGCCUCGGGCCCCCUCGCAGCCCCCAGCCGCGCCGGCCGCAGCCGAGGCGCCGGGACUGCAGUGUGGCCGUGACCUCAGCGGGCAGGUGUUUGAGGGCCACGGGCAGGAGUGGAUAGGCGCGGACACAGGGGUCCUGCCUUACUCCGUGUCCUUCCUUCAGCCACCAUGUUCAACCAGCAGCAGCAGCAGCAGCUCCAGCAGCUCCAGCAGCAGCAACUCCUGCAGCUGCUGCAGCAGUCCCCGCCGCAAGCCCCACUGCCCAUGGCCGUCAGCCGGGGGCUUCCCCAGCAGCAGCCACAGCAGCAGCUUCUGAAUCUCCAAGGUGCCAACUCCGCCUCCCUCCUCAACGGCUCUGUGCUACAGAGAGCUUUGCUUUUGCAGCAGUUGCAAGGACUGGACCAGUUUGCAAUGCCACCAGCCACGUAUGACAGUACCGGUCUCACCAUGCCCACGGCAACACUGGGGAACCUCCGUGGCUACAACCUGGCAGCCCCGAACCUGACGGCCCCCAGCCUCACACCCCCCCAGCUGGCCACCCCAAAUCUACAGCAGUUCUUCCCCCAGGCCACUCGGCAGUCCUUGCUGGGUCCCCCUCCUGUCGGGGUCCCCAUGAAUCCCUCCCAGAUCAACCUUUCAGGGCGGACUCCGCAGAAACAGGCCCGCACCCCCUCCUCCACCCCACCCCAGCGCAAGGGGCCCGUCACAGCUGCUCUUGGGCCAGGGUGUACUUACACGGGUGGGCGGCAGAUGUCAGAACCAGUUUCUGAAAGGAAGCAGGAUUCUUCUUCUCAGACGAUACCUGUGGAAGACAAGUCAGACCCCCCAGAGGGGUCUGAGGAAGCUGUCGAGUCCCGAACAAACACACCAGAAGACCAAGAUUCCCCACCCUGCCCGGAUGACAUCACUAAGGAGAAACGCACUCUAGCCCCUUUGCCUGAGUCUUGUGAGGCAUCUGAGCCACCAGCUAAGAGGUCAAAGAGCUCAGAGUUGCCCACAGAGAGGGGGCCCCCCGGGCAGCUGCAGGCGAAGGUCCAGCCUCGGGCCCGCACCACGGCCCCGAAGCAGACACAGACACCCGAGCUGCUGCCUGAGCCGCCGGAAGCCCGAGUGCUGCCACCGUUGCAGCCCCGGGUUCUGCAGAUCCAGGCCCCGGUGCAGGCGCAGGCGCAGGCGCAGCCACUGACGCCCCCCGCGGACGCCCCGGUGCAGCGCAGGCUGCAGAAGCAGGCGCAGACACAGACCUCCCCGGACCACGUGGGGCCGCAGCCGCUGCGGAAGGAGGCGGAGCUGCAGAGACAGGUGCCGCCGAAGGCACGUCCGCAGCCCCCGCCGCUGCCACAGCCGCUUCUGCCGCCGCCACAGCCGCAGAAGCAGGCACAGACGCAGACGUGUCCUCAGGCCCAGUCCCCGGAGCAGCCCCCGAGGCAACCUCCAGGGCCGUCGCCAGGCCAGCCGCCUGACCAGACUGAGGGACAGCCUCAGCCCCCGCCACGGGUGUCGGUGCCGGCCCUAGAGCCAGCGUCGGUUCCGGAUCAUUGCGUGGUGCUCGAGACACCGCCUGAUAAGGGAGAUAGUGGAGCCGACCUGGAGGAGGCCUCUCCAGAGCCAGGUGGCGCCCAGGUCAGCGUGGAGAGCCAGGAGGACUUGACCAGUGGCCUGGAUGUGGGAGAAUGUGAAAAACGAGCAAGAGAGAUGCUAGGGGUGUGGGGUGCCGGGGGCUCCCUGAAGGUCACCAUCCUGCAGAGCAGUGACAGCCGGGCCUUCAGCACCGUCCCCGUCACCCCCAUGCCCCGCGCUGGCGACUCUGCGUCUGCCGCCCUGGCCGCCGCCAGCACACCCUCUAAGCAGACCCUCCAGUUCUUCUGCUACCUUUGUAAGGCCAACUGUAGCAGCCAGCAGGAGUUCCAGAACCACAUGUCAGGGGCCCAGCACCAGCAGCGGCUCGGGGAGAUCCAGCACAUGAGCCAGGCCUGCCUCCUGUCCCUGCUGCCCGUGCCCCGGGAUGUGCUAGAGAGAGAGGACGAAGAGCCCCCGCCGAGGCGCUGGUGUAACACCUGCCAGGUCUACUACAUGGGUGACCUGAUCCAACACCGCAGGACGCAGGACCACAAGAUCGCCAAGCAAUCCCUGCGACCUUUCUGCACUGUUUGCAACCGCUAUUUCAAGACGCCCCGCAAGUUUGUGGAGCACGUGAAGUCCCAGGGGCACAAGGACAAAGCCAAGGAGCUGAAGUUGCUCGAGAAGGAGCUAGCCGGUCAAGAUGAGGACCACUUCAUCACAGUGGACGCUGUGGGCUGCUUUGAGGGUGAUGAGGAGGAGGAGGAGGAAGAGGAAGAUGAAGAAGAAGAGAUCGAGGUGGAGGAGGAAUUCUGCAAGCAGGUGAGGUCCAGAGAUAUAUCCAUAGAGGAGUGGAAAGGCUCGGAGACCUAUAGCCCCAAUACCGCAUACGGUGUGGACUUCCUGGUGCCCGUAAUGGGCUACAUUUGCCGCAUCUGCCACAAGUUCUACCACAGCAACUCGGGGGCACAGCUCUCCCACUGCAAGUCCUUGGCCCACUUCGAGAACCUGCAGAAAUACAAGAAGGCCAAGAACCCCAGCCCUACCAGCAGGCCCGUGAGCCGCCGGUGUGCAAUCAACGCCCGGAACGCCUUGACUGCUCUGUUCACUUCUGGCGGCCGCACACCCACCCAGCCCAGCACCCAGGACACAGCUAAAACCCCCAGCAAGAAUGCCUCAACCACAAGAGUUAUUCAAGGACCAGCUCAAAACGCCUCCUCUUCUAAGAAGCCUUCCCUGGUCUCCACCAGAAACCAUCACUCCCUCCUCCAUGGCCACUCCUGACCUGCCUCUCAGCAGCACAGUAUCCCUUAGGAUCCAAGGUCUGGGCCUGUGCCCACUGCGGACCCAGUUCUGAGCCAGCCCAUGACUCAGAUAAUCUCACUCAGCUGCCAGCCUGGGACAAAAGGGGAAGCGGCUGACAGUGUUUGGAAAAGGCCAGGGCUGGAGGAGUGUGUCUGGGAUCUGGGUGCAAGUGUGUCUGCAUUCUGGGGGAAGAGCACCAUCGGCCAGAGCUGGCACAGCUCACAGAGGACAGAGUCCUGGAAAGUCCCUGCUGGAUCUUAGAGUCCAACCCCCUUGUGGUACCGAUGGGAAAACAAGCCCAAGAAGGAAGGGACCUACCCAGGAUCCUCCAGCUGGUUGGUGGCACAGCCAAGAUUCAGAGGGAGCAGGGGCACUUGGGUGUCAGUCCCAGCUCCACUCCACCCCAGCACGUGACUGCGUCGUUUGGUAAGGGAAUAAGGACCGGGUUGUUGUGAGGAUUCCAAUAUAUUAAAAACUCAGACAAGGUCUGGCCACAGCCAGUACUUAGUAGACGGUCAUUAUUAUCAACACUGCACAUUCUGUGUCACAAGACACAGGCCCGAAGCAGGAUGGGGGAGGCAGGUGGUAUCUCCACACCACUGGGGGCCAGGCUUGAUCUGUGUCAAGGGCACUUCCCAGUGCUAAGCCUCUGCCUUCUGCCUGGGACAGCCACCUCCCCACUGCACUAAGUCCUGUGAAUCUGCCAACAUCCACUCAGUGUGACACCUGAGUGGCUUUUCCUGAUUGCUCUCCCUGCUACUGCAGGCUUCCUUAAUACACAUCUGGCUACUGUUCACUUGCAGUGCCCAGGGCAAACUGGCCGGCCUACCACUUACCACCCUGUGGGAGGUCCUCUACCUCUUUAUUAAAUGCAGACCCGGGGUGAUCGAAGUGUUCUGAAACUACUGUGAGGGAUGCACAACUCUGAAUAUCCUAAGACCCACUGACAUGUACAAUUUAAAUGGAUACAUUGUAUGGUAUGUGAAUUAUAGCUCAAUAAAGCUGUUACCCAAACAAAACAAAAAGCAGACUCCAUACUUACCUCACAUUUACUAAGUCCUGCCCUCCAACUUGAGAAAUCAAUCUUUAUUACACUAAAGGGAAAAAUAACCACUCACCGAACACCUGCAUGCUUUGAACCUAUUAAAUAUUUUCCAUUUGUUUUUUCUUCAUUUAACCCUGACACAUCUCAAUGCAGGAGACACUAAUCAUUAUUCUUAUUUUAGAUACGGAAACUAAGGCUCCCCAAGGUGAGGGGAGCUGAUGGUUCUCUCUCCACCCCCAACUCCCCGCAGUGUUGUGCAGGCAACAGGCUGCUCUGUAAGGAG
Zalophus californianus (California sea lion) is the source of this 4699-nucleotide messenger RNA. It is a transcript of the gene CIZ1, whose product is annotated as CDKN1A interacting zinc finger protein 1. The transcript has 18 exons. The record is from RefSeq and is a predicted model, not a curated record. Gene Ontology annotation, molecular function: zinc ion binding; nucleic acid binding. Lineage: Eukaryota; Metazoa; Chordata; Mammalia; Carnivora; Otariidae. Gene Ontology annotation, cellular component: nucleus. The coding region runs from base 675 to 3350 and encodes 891 amino acids.